This is a messenger RNA of Racocetra persica, 228 nucleotides long. NCBI's taxonomy places the organism in Eukaryota, Fungi, Glomeromycota, Glomeromycetes, Diversisporales, Gigasporaceae. The record is from the annotation of a GenBank genome assembly.
GAUAAAGAUGCACCAAUCACUAAAGAUAAGGGUUACUCAUUUGUGAUAACUUCACAAGAAAAAACAAAUUACGAAGCAACUAGUUUUAUUGUUUUAUCACCACAAAUUUUGGGAAUAAAGAUUUUUCACGAACAAAAACUUGUUUAUGAAAAUAAUAGUAUAAAUUUUUUUAUUAAAGAAUCAAUUAAAGAUACUAUUCAUACUCAAGUUACAAUUACACCCGAUUAG